Messenger RNA from Linnemannia hyalina, 780 nucleotides. The record is from the annotation of a GenBank genome assembly. Lineage: Eukaryota; Fungi; Mortierellomycota; Mortierellomycetes; Mortierellales; Mortierellaceae.
AUGUCUGUCUCCCGUCUGGCAUCAAGGCUCUCAAGCCUCGGCUUAUACCCCGCCAACACCACCCAAUCGACCCUCCUCCUCCGUUCUUCAACAAACACCAUCGCUCGCACUUACUCCACUCCUGCAGCCACCUCCACCCCUUCCUCUAUUGAUCUCUCCAACCUUAACGACAACCCUGGAUCGAAAUCCCAGCGUCUCCGUGUCGGUCGUGGUCAGGGUUCAGGAAAGGGUCACACUGCCGCCCGCGGUCACAAGGGUCAGAAGGCCCGCUCCGGAAACGGCGGUCAGCCCAAGCCCGGCUUCGAGGGUGGUCAGACCCGUAUCAUCGACAGACUUCCUAAGCGCGGCUUCAAGAACCCUGAGCACAAGGAUUACCAGCCUUUGAACUUGGAUCGCCUUCAAUUCUGGAUCGAGUCAGGUCGUAUCGACGCUACACAGACCAUCACCAUGAAGCAGCUCCUUGACUCACGGUGCAUCCACAACGUCGAGGACGGCGUCAAGCUCUUGGGUGACGGCAAGGCUGACUUCAAGACCCCCAUCAACAUUGAGGUUUCGAGGGCCUCGAAAUCGGCCAUCAAGGCGGUCGAAGCCUGUGGCGGAAAGAUCACAAGCGUCUACUACAACAAGUUGGGUCUCCGCGUCCUCACAAAGCCCGAGAAAUUUGAGGAGAUCCCUCGUUUCGCUCGCCCCAUGAAGAAGAAGGACAUUGCCUUCUACUCGGACGAGGCAAAUCGCGGAUACUUGGCUGGCAAGACUGAAAUUGUUGGCAUGGAUCAUUAA